Photinus pyralis (common eastern firefly) is the source of this 4631-nucleotide messenger RNA. It is a transcript of the gene Fs(2)Ket, whose product is annotated as importin subunit beta-1. Gene Ontology annotation, cellular component: nucleus; cytoplasm. The transcript has 6 exons. Bases 249 to 2912 code for a protein of 887 amino acids. Gene Ontology annotation, biological process: protein import into nucleus. Gene Ontology annotation, molecular function: nuclear import signal receptor activity; small GTPase binding. Lineage: Eukaryota; Metazoa; Arthropoda; Insecta; Coleoptera; Lampyridae. The record is from RefSeq and is a predicted model, not a curated record.
CACAAGCGCCUUUUGUUGAGAAAUUGUAGCUACGCUGCAAAGUGUAGUACCAAUCGUUAUUUUCUUAUCAGUAAUAGGACGAUACGUAUUGAAGUGUAAUUUUGAAAUUUUCCACAAGGUUUGACCAUUGAAACCAUUUAACGUUGCGUUUUAAUCACUGUACAUGUGGUAUUCACCGGUUUAAUUAUUGAAAAAUCCCAGCGGAAACUUGUUUAUAAUUACGGACGAAUCUACGAAGAAGUUUCAAAAUGCAUCAAGAAACUUUGCAACUAAUUCAAAUACUCGAAAAGACGGUUUCUCCAGAUAAGGCAGAGUUAGAGCAGGCUUCUAAUUUUCUCGAGCAGGCCGCGACGAACAACUUACCUCAGUUUAUAAAGACGCUCUCUGAUAUCCUACGGCAUGGCGGGAACAGUCCGGUGGCGCGAAUGGCCGCCGGAUUACAACUUAAAAAUCACUUAACUUCAAAGGACCAAAGUAUUAAAGUUUCGUAUCAACAACGAUGGUUGCUGUUUCAGGAGGACAUACGGGACUAUAUCAAGAAAAACAUUGUGGAAGCCUUGGGCACCGAGACGAGUCGACCAUCAUCGGCCGCACAAUGUGUCGCCUACGUUGCCGUAGCCGAACUACCUCAAGGUCGAUGGCCCAGUUUAAUCAACACCCUAGUAAACAACGUAGUACAAACAAAUUCGACGGAGAUGCAAAAGGAAGCCACCCUCGAGGCGAUCGGGUACAUCUGUCAGGAAAUCGAUUCGGAAGUCUUAGUCACACAGUCGAAUGCCAUUUUAACCGCCAUCAUUCACGGAAUGAGAAGCACGGAGCCGAGCAAUCACGUUCGCUUGGCCGCCACCCAAGCUUUGCUAAACUCUCUCGAAUUCACGCGUGCAAAUUUUGAUAAGGAGACUGAGCGUAAUUUUAUUAUGGAAGUCGUCUGCGAAGCUACGCAAUCUCAAGACUCUCAAAUAAAAGUCGCAGCUUUGCAGUGUUUAGUCAAAAUUUUAUCACUUUAUUAUCAGUAUAUGGAGCCGUACAUGGCGCAGGCGCUGUUCCCUAUCACUUUGGAGGCGAUGAAGUCGGAUAACGAUGCCGUGGCACUUCAGGGUAUCGAAUUUUGGUCUAACGUCAGCGACGAGGAGGUAGACUUGGCAAUUGAAGACUCCGAGGCGACUGAAGCGGGGCGACCACCUGCUCGUGUCUCGCGCCACUAUGCCAAAGGCGCCUUGCACUUUAUCGUUCCGGUUCUAAUGCAGAAACUUACGAAGCAGGAGGAAUUGGACGACGACGACGAUUGGAAUCCGUGCAAAGCGGCCGGUGUUUGCUUAAUGCUCUUGGCGACGUGUUGCGAGGACGAGAUCGUACCCCACGUGCUUCCCUUCAUUAAAGACAACAUCAAAUCUGAGGAUUGGAGAUAUAGGGACGCCUCCCUGAUGGCGUUCGGUUCGAUUUUGGGAGGGCUCGAUAAUUCGGCUCUUAAACCGUUGGUCGAGCAGGCGAUGCCCACCCUAAUCGAAUUAAUGUACGACAACAGUGUUAUAGUUCGAGACACGGCCGCUUGGACCUUCGGGCGUAUCUGCGAGAUCAUUCCAGAAGUCGCGAUUAACGAGACAUACCUGAAACCGCUGCUCGAGAGCUUGGUGACCGGUUUAAAAGCCGAACCGCGUGUCGCUGCAAAUGUCUGUUGGGCCUUUACCGGGCUGGUCGAGGCAGCGUACGAAGCGGCUGAGGUUAACGAAGAAACCGGCCAACCGGAUACCUACUGUCUCUCGCAGUUCUUUGAGUUUAUAAUACAACGGCUAUUGGAGACUACGGAUAGGCCGGAUGGUGCACAAGCGAAUCUGCGACCGGCCGCCUACGAGGCUUUGAUGGAAAUGGUUAAGAACUCGCCGAAAGAUUGCUACGUCACCGUACAGAAGACUACGAUGGUCAUUCUCGAACGUCUUCAGCAGGUUUUGCAAAUGGAGUCGCACAUUGCCAGUCACAGCGAUCGUUCCCAGUACAAUGACCUUCAGUCCCUGCUUUGCGGCACUUUACAGUCGGUGCUUAGAAAGGUAACACCGGAAGACGCUCCGAAAAUCUCGGACGCCAUCAUGACAGCAUUACUCAGCAUGUUUAGUUCCAAUUCGUGUAAAAACGGAGGCGUGCAAGAAGACGCUCUAAUGGCGGUCUCGACGCUCGUCGAGGUUCUCGGCGAGAACUUCCUGAAGUACAUGGACGCCUUCAAACAGUUCCUUUACAUUGGCCUGCGAAACCAUCAGGAGUACCAGGUGUGCGCGACCGCCGUCGGCCUGACCGGAGACAUCUUUAGGGCACUCAAACUGAAAACUCUUCCGUAUUGCGACGAAAUCAUGAUGAUUCUUCUCGAGAAUUUGAGCGACAACUCUGUCCAUCGGACUGUCAAACCGCAAAUCUUGUCUGUCUUCGGCGAUAUCGUAUUGAGCAUCGGUUUGGAAUUUAAGAAGUAUCUCGAGGUCGUACUGGUCACGCUGGCCCAAGCCUCCCAGGCGCAGGUGGAUCGAACUGAUUUCGACAUGAUCGAUUACUUGAACGACCUGCGCGAGGGCGUCCUCGACGCUUACACCGGUAUCAUUCAAGGUCUGAAAGGCGACGGACCGACGCCGCAUCCCGACGUUAUGCUGCUCGAACCGCACGUACCGUUCAUAGUUCGCUUUAUAAUCGUCGUCGCUCAGGAUAACGAACAUUCGGACGCGAGCGUCGCAGUUGCGGCCGGCCUCGUCGGCGAUCUGUGCUUGGCGUUCGGCGCGGCGAUGCUCGCACUCUUAGAUCUGGAUUCCAUCAAUGACAUGCUGACGCAGGGACGUCGAAGUCGGAUCAGUCGUACUAAAACUCUCGCAACUUGGGCCACCAAGGAGUUGCGCAAGCUGAAAGCUAAUAUUACUGCACCCGCAGCUAGCUGAUUUAAUUUGAUCUAUAGCGAUAACCAUAUGAAGGUGUGGUCACCAGUAUCUGUUCUGGAAAGGCAUUACAUAUAUUAAAAAAAUUACCUUUUUAGAUUUCUCUCUGGUUAGUAAUUAAAAUAGUCAUUAGUUCUUAAUUAACCAAUUUAAGUUUGGAACUUAAUCGAUUAAUUAACGACUGGAUGACGUAAACGACAUGGUACCGUCCCUCCUUUUUCGGUUAUGGGGUGCGGAAUGCGUGCGUAUGAACUUCUUUAGGACCAAGGACCAAUAUGAAUGUGUACUGAGUGCUACAGUGACGUUAGACAGAACGCUUGUGUACGUAAGUAAAUGCCGCCUGCAUGGUGAAAGACGUAUAUCUCAAGACUGAAGAAGAAAAAGUGAAGUUAUGAAAAUUUUUCUCUCCUCUCGUUUUUUUAUUCGCGAAAUUUUUUUGUCUGUUAUAUUUGUAACGGUUUGUAAUUAAACAUUAUUCACAUGUCACAUAUCGCUCUUUACAAGUAGUUGUACUUUCGUUUUAAAAAAAAUUUAUAUUUUAUACAUACUCUAAGAUUACGGAUGACCUAACUCGGUCGCCGCGUUUCUCGAAGUGUCCGAGUUGGGUCGGCGACUUUUUUGCAUUAGGUAGUGUUCAUACUCAGGAAGUUUUGGAAUAAUAUACUUUUGUGAAUGGUAUUUUUUUGAGAGUUUUUGUGAGGCCGUGUGUGCCUUGCGUGGGUGGAUUAAUUAAAUUAACCUGGUCGUUCUAAAUAUUAACAAUAAUGACGACUUUGUUAAGUAGUACGUUAGUUGUAUAAUAACGAAGCUAUCUGUGAUUUGGGAAGGCUUUAGUGGUUGCCAAAAAUGUUUUUUUAACAAUUCCAAUUCCAGAGAAAAAAAAAACAAAAAGCCUUCUCAAUGUUAUAAUAAUUAUAAUCACGCAAUUAUAAUUAUUAAAUUCCUGUAUGUGUGAUAUUGUCUUCGCAAAUGACACGAGAGUAAACUCGGCGUAUUUCAGUUCAAUGUCGGCGUUCGUUUUGUGUCAUUUGCGUUUGAAUUUUAGGCUGUAUGAAACUUUGUAUUAGUAUGCGAGGCUGUGUGACUGUUAUUUUUAUGUAAGCGCUCUUCGAAGAAUUCCCACUUUUUUAUAUUCGCCGUUUGUGGCACGAGUGCGCUUUAUUUGUUAUUCCGUAAUUUCUAAUAAACCAAAGUGCUGAGAACUGAUGAAACAAAUAAAGUGCUCCUCAUCCUUAAAAGUAAUAGAAUGUAAGGACAAUCUGAUUUAGAGCCUGAGUAGUAGAUAAUUUUGAAUGUUUUGUUUGCUAGUUUAUGAAUCAAUGUGUGCCAUGAUAGGUUGUCUGUUCAAAAAUCACCCCUAAGAGCCGAUGUUUGACAAUCUUACUAGUGUGGUAAGACUGAAUAAUGUUUUAGCAUAAGUUGCCAAUAGUUGAAACCAAUUGCGUGUACCCAAAACUGUACGUAGCUCAAAUAUGUGCUGUGUGAAAGUAUUCCUUAAUGUGCGUUCAACGGUGCAUAAAUAUUCCAAUAAUAUUGUUAAACAUCGGUCAUGUAAUUCGUUUUUGUUUGAAUAUUGUUACCAUGUCUGGUUGCCGACAACACCUUUAACAUUUUUCCAAAUUAAAAAAAAAAGAUGUAACUUAAUUUUUUGCUCUUUUAUUUUUCCACCUAAAAUUAGGACUUUUUUUCUGUAGUAAAAUAAUAAUAAAUGAAAUAAUGUAA